Molecule: messenger RNA, 723 nt
Organism: Xiphias gladius (swordfish)
Lineage: Eukaryota; Metazoa; Chordata; Actinopteri; Istiophoriformes; Xiphiidae
Gene: gata1b
Product: GATA binding protein 1b
Exons: 2
Biological process (GO): positive regulation of transcription by RNA polymerase II; cell fate commitment; negative regulation of transcription by RNA polymerase II
Molecular function (GO): DNA-binding transcription factor activity, RNA polymerase II-specific; RNA polymerase II cis-regulatory region sequence-specific DNA binding; zinc ion binding
Source: RefSeq, a predicted model, not a curated record
ACAGACUACACCAGGUACUGCAAACUGUACUACAAACUACACCAGGUCAACAGGCCGCCGUCGUUGAAGAAAGACGGAAUCCAAACCAGAAACCGCAAAGUGACCAAUAAGAACAAGAAGAAAAGGCGAGGCGACCAAUCAGAGACUAGACAGCUCAGGCCGGCCCCUCCCACUGAGGAGGCCGCCUUUCAGUCCUUCACUCAGCUGCUGGCCUGUGACCCGUCACCUCCUCCUCCUCCUCCUCUCUGCAGCUCGCCCCGCUCGGCUGAACAUGGCUGGUUCGACGGAACCAUUUUCUCGUGGCUCAGAGAAUCACGUCUGUGACAGGCCUCGUUACGACCGGAGCCACAGCGCAGAAGCAGCGUGCGGAUGGAUACACGUUCAUUCUUCGAGAAAUAGCUCCAGCGUGUUGACGACAGGCUUUGCUGCUGAAGAGAGCCGGGGUUUUUUGUAUGUAAACGUGUUUGGACUUUUCAUAUCUGCAGAUCCUCUGUAAAGGUGUCGGCCCGUGAACCGUGUCCUUUGCUCUGCAGCGUUGUUCACUCUUCAACGAGCCUUUCUGAGGCUCAGUCUCACUUCUGGGUCUCUAUUCUUUUCAGUUGCAUUUUAAUGUUUUACUGCUGUUUUUCUUUUUUUCUUAAAUGUUUUGAAUGAAUAACGCGAAGCACUUGCUCUCGUGAAAUGUGCCAUUCUUCUAUUCUUCUUCUCUUGGAUUUCUCCUCC